Messenger RNA from Staurois parvus, 322 nucleotides. NCBI's taxonomy places the organism in Eukaryota, Metazoa, Chordata, Amphibia, Anura, Ranidae. The record is from the annotation of a GenBank genome assembly.
GGCAGAGGAAGCUGCUACAGAGAGGACCAAGCCCAGGAUGCACACCAGGACCACCAAUGAUGACACACUGACAGAGUGGCUGCGGACCAGCCAGAUGCCGCUCUAUAGUGUAGCAGAGGCUGGCUCCGAUUUGAUCCAAAGGGAAGGUCAGAGAAAGUGGCUUCAUGAUGAACAGAAUGAUGAGAUACUGCAAGAGCUGUGGAGAGCAAGGCCUUUGAUGUUUUACAAACCUGGACUUGUUCAAAAUGGACAUUUUUAUAAUGAACUCUUGUUAAAGACUAAAACACCUCAGUGGCAGAAAUAUGGAAAGAGGUUACAUUAA